AAGUUCCUUGUCUUUGACUAGAGACCAACGCGCGGAAGGGCGGACGAUAGCAGCACCUACUGCUGUUAUUAGCCUUCACAUCUCAAUGAACUGUUGUCAAAGAAUGCACUGAUCAUGCCCACUGCUUUUGCAGGGCAAAGAUAUUGAUCAGUGUUAGAAUAGUGCAUUUUUUCUUAUGAGAUUAUUUUUCAUAGAUUUUUAUUUGUAGGUAGAUAUUUUUCCACCAUGGUGCUAGGAAAGGUAAAGAGCUUCACCGUAAGCUACGACUGUCUCAAUGACAGCAAUGUCCCCGUUUUCGCAAGCGGGGAUUCCGUCUCAGGUAGGGUUAUCAUCGAAGUCACCGGAGAAAUCCGUGUGAAAUCUCUUAAAAUUCAAGCAAAGGGAUUUGCAAAAGUUCGUUGGACUGAAUCCCGAAAUGCUGGCUCUAACACUGCCUAUACGCAAAAUUACACAGAAGAAGUGGAAUAUCUAAACCAUAGAGACAUCCUAAUCGGACAUGAAAGAGAUGAGGACAACUCAGAAGAAGGACUCACCACUAUCCAUUCAGGAAGACACGAGUAUGCAUUCAGCCUUGAGCUUCCACAGACACCUCUGGCUACCUCGUUGGAAGGGAAGCACGGCAGUGUGCGUUACUGGGUGAAGGCCGAGCUACACAGGCCAUGGUUUCUGCCCAUGAAGACCAAGAAAGAAUUUACAGUGUUUGAACACAUCGACAUAAACACUCCUUUACUCCUGUCACCCCAGGCAGGUACGAAAGACAAGACUUUAUGCUGCUGGUUCUGCACCUCAGGUCCAAUCUCCUUAAGUGCCAAAAUCGAAAGGAAGGGAUAUACCCCAGGAGAGUCCAUUCAGAUCUUUGCCGAGAUCGAGAAUUGUUCCUCUCGCAUGGUCGUGCCAAAGGCAGCCAUUUACCAAACACAGACCUUUAAAGCCAAAGGUAAACUGAAGGAGGUCAAACAGCUGGUGGCCAACCUCCGAGGGGAGUCGCUGUCCUCGGGCAAGACGGAGACGUGGAGUGGCAAAAUGCUAAAGAUCCCCCCCGUCUCUCCCUCCAUCUUGAACUGCAGCAUCAUCCGAGUGGAGUAUUCUCUCAUGGUGUACGUGGACAUCCCCGGAGCCAUGAACCUGUCUCUGAACCUGCCACUGAUCAUCGGCACCAUCCCGCUGCACCCCGUUGGCAGCCGCACCUCCAGUGUCAGCAGCCAGUGCAGCAUGACCAUGAGCUGGCUAGGCAUGACCCUGCCAGAGCGCCCUGAAGCCCCACCAAGCUAUGCCGAGAUCAUGACAGAGGAGCAGAGACGGAGCCUGGAGGUGACCUCAGCCAGGGAUGAGUUGGAGGGAUCACUCUUUGCCUACAUCCAGGAGUUCCGCUUCCAGCCCCCUCCUCUCUACUCUGAGGUUGAUCCCAAUCCUGAUCAAGCCAGCCGGACAGAGGAGAGAAGAUCUGACACCUGUCCAUCACGCUGAAGGAAACUCAGAGCCCCGCCCGGAGAUGUUUCGGGCGUUUCUAGUCGGCUCUGUUUUUGUUUUAUCCCCCCCAGCGACAGCGUUCGCAUGCCGCCGUCGAUGUUGAGAGAAAACAAAACAAAGAAACAAACAUGGAUGAUACCACGGUUGAACGAAGCCCCUCCCACAGAGAGAGUCACAGGAAGUCAGUACAGGAAGACUUCCUGGCAGCCUGCCUGGCUGGGGCACGGCUAGACAAACACACACCUGACCUGUGUAAAAAGAAACCCCUGUAGUGGAGACAGCCUUGGUGGAGUGAUGAUGCCGUGCCAGGGCCCUGUCUGCCUAUAGCUCUUAAUAUCCUGCUUUCUUCUGUAACCAUGGCAUACAGACAUGGCUCUCACACAGAGCAGAACUGUCAUGUCGAAAUCUGAGCAGAAAAAAAAGAAGAAACAGGAAGAAGAGAACAAUAUAAGCACCAAUGUUUGGAGAGCUGAGCAGCAGAGAGACUACCUUCUUCCUGUCUGAAGGGCUGAGCAGCAGAGAGACUGCCCUCCUCCUGUCUGAAGGGCUGAGCAGCAGAGAGACUACCUUCUUCCUGUCUGAAGAGCUCAGCAGCAGAGACUACCCUCCACCUGUCUGAAAAGCUGAGCAGCAGAGAGACUACCCUCCUCCUGUCUAAAAAGCUCAGCAGCAGAGAGACUACCCUCCUCCUGUCUAAAAAGCUCAGCAGCAGAGAGAAUACCCUCCUCCUGUCUGAAGAGUUCAGCAGCAGAGAGACUACCCUCCUCCGGUCUGAAGAGCUCAGCAGCAGAGAGACUACCCUCCUCCUGUCUGAAGAGCUCAGCAGCAGAGAGACUACCCUCCUCCUGUCUGAAGAGCUCAGCAGCAGAGAGACUACCCUCCUCCUGUCUGAAGAGCUGAGCAGCAGAGAGACUACCCUCCUCCUGUCUGAAGAGCUCAGCAGCAGAGAGACUACCCUCCUCCUGUCUGAAGAGCUCAGCAGCAGAGAGACUACACUCCACCUGUCUGAAGAGCUGAGCAGCAGAGAGACUACCCUCCUCCUGUCUGAAGAGCUCAGCAGCAGAGAGACUACUCUCCUGUCUGAGGGAUUUUUGCACAUGUUAUUCUUGGCUUAAGUUGUGUAGUUCCGUUUUGAAGAAGAAAAAAUUAUCCCUAAUGUUUUUUUCAGCCUAGUAACAUGCUGGACGAAAGAGACUGCAGGCUUAACGCCUAGACUCCUUAUCCGCACAACUUCGAACAACGCAGAGAACAUAGAUACUUGGGGGAACGCAAGACUGAAAAGGACAGAAACAAUGCACUGACCUUGUUUAAUCUGUUUUAAGAUGAUCUUUUUUUUGGUCACAUUUCCUUCAUGACGUGUAGACAGGACUUGAAAGCAGCAGCACACUCUCCAUUCAAAAGCUAUUUUUCAAUGUCUCCUCAGUUGGCUUCCUUUUUACUUUACUAGAUUCUGUCUUUUGAUUUAGUUCCCAACUUAGAAUGCCUUCGAUCCAAUCAUAUGUUGCUUUGUGUUUAUGUUGCACUGUGUUCUGGAGUAGAGGAGCACUUGCCACUCAAGUAGAGCAUUAGAUGCAGAGACUUGUCAGUGUGUGUAUGAGUAUGCGUGCGUGUGGAAUGCCCAUCCUCAGUGUCCCCGUCCCUCUACUCACAGCACAGAGCGACGCAGGCUUACAUACUGGCAAAAAAACACUGUAAUAGGUGAUCUUCUCACUUGGCAAAAAAACACUGUAAUAGGUGAUCUUCUCACUUGGCAAAAAACCCCAAGAUGUUUUAAUUGCACUGUUUGAAAUAGUAAAAGGAGGAUUUCUCAUAUUUUAAAAUAGUAUAUUACCAAAACAAGAGAGAAGAGGAAUACACAGAGCAGCAAGGUAGCUACCGAAGACCAACAACAUUCCCUUUUUGUCCAUACUUCACUUGCCGACUUCAUUCACCAACUACUUCAUUUUCCAGACCAGUGAAGACUGAAAUGCUAGAAUUAUAUAUCUAAAAGAGUAAGAGUACAUGGUAUGAUCUGCUUCUAAAAAUGGGGCAGAUGCAAACCCAGCCUGGCAAACUGCUGGGGAAUAAUGGAGGCUGGUGGGAGGAGCUAUAGGAGGAUGGGCUCGUUGUAAUGGCUGGAAUUAAUGGAAGGGUAUCAAACAUAUAGAAACCACAUGUUUGACCCUGUUCCUUUUAUUCCAUUCCAGCCAUUACAAUAAGCCCCUCCUAUAGUUCCUCCCACCAGCCUCCACUAUGUUAGAUGUUGCUAAAGCUCCACUCAAACUGGCCAGAACAAAUAGUGGUAGGUUGACAUGAGUAAUACAUUGGUUUUCAAACUCAUUCAACACCUAGACCAGCUAGACCAGAGCUCUGGCAUCGUCUUAAAUAGGCACUUUUUGAUAAUAAAAACAAACAAACUAGCAUUGAUGAUGGGAGGUCUGUAAAAAGUCUGGUAACACAUAAUAUUUCUGAUGAGAAAUGUAGUCAAGCAGUGUUGUGAUGGACAUGAAUGCAUUAUUUCAUCUUCUAAGAUUAGAGACUUUUUAAAAAAAGUUUACAGUUUUGAAUUAGUUGACACAAGUGUGUAUGUUAUGUUUUUGUGCUCUGUUAAGAUCCAGCUAGCAAAUAUAAGGAUACUGCUUACAGUAACAACAAACUAGGAAUUCAAGUGAUCUUAUCUUAGUGGCCUUGACACAGAUCUGACCUAAUUAUGAUGCUUCAUUAUCGAAUGUCUAAACAAUUUACAACCUUACUCUUUUUUUCUAUUUUCUGUGUCUGUAUGUAUUAGUCAUUUUAAGUUUGUCAAAGGAACAAAAAGGGAAUAAAAAAAUAGUCUGUAAAAGAAAAGAAAUGACGAUCCCUGGAUGAGCCUUUUUGAUUGUGCAUUUGUCUGAAUGUCUUUACUGAUGGCUUGGCUAGAUAAUGUACUAGGGUAUUGAUGGCUUGGCUAGAUAAUGUACUAGGGUAUUGAUGGCUUGGCUAGAUAAUGUACUAGGGUAUUGAUGGCUUGGCUAGAUAAUGUACUAGGGUAUUGAUGGCUUGGCUAGAUAAUGUACUAGGGUAUUGAUGGCUUGGCUAGAUAAUGUACUAGGGUAUUGAUGGCUUGGCUAGAUAAUGUACUAGGGUAUUGAUGGCUUGGCUAGAUAAUGUACUAGGGUAUUGAUGGCUUGGCUAGAUAAUGUACUAGGGUAUUGAUGGCUUGGCUAGAUAAUGUACUAGGGUAUUGAUGGCUUGGCUAGAUAAUGUACUAGGGUAUUGAUGGCUUGGCUAGAUAAUGUACUAGGGUAUUGAUGGCUUGGCUAGAUAAUGUACUAGGGUAUUGAUUGUUUGUUUUCCAGUCAGACAACCACAUUUAGUUAAGUUCUACUCACCUCUCAGCUUCAUGGAACAGCUGUGGAUCAGCAACCUUCCCUCCCCCACUGAGAAUGAAUCAGCUAACAAGUGGAAUAGAUCGAUAUUCUAAAAUAAAAUCCCUCUCACUUAUUUUUGUGUUUUUUUUUGUUGUUGCUUUGAUUUUUAUCUUAGGGAAUCUGUAUCAAGUUAAAAGAAAAAUGAAUAAGCUUAAAUCAGUUUCAGGUUGGUCGAUUCUAUAGUCCGUUGUUUGGUGUAGUCCAGUGUUAAGUGAGGAAUCAAAAUGCUAAGAAUGGGAAAGUGGAUCUAAAAUGUUUUAAAAACAAAGUGCAAUAUUACUCAUUUGAAUGUGUUUUAUUCUCUAUUUGUAAAUCUAAUUUCUCCUUUGUCUUUACAGUUUGUUGGGCAUGAUCGUCUAUAGAUAUUGUAUGAAUAUCCUGAAUGAUUGUAACCAUUUUGUCUAGUUAUUCUUUUGAGUUAAAUAAACUUUUGUAAAAAAUCA
Oncorhynchus kisutch (coho salmon) is the source of this 5302-nucleotide messenger RNA. Its product is annotated as arrestin domain-containing protein 3-like. Bases 226 to 1467 code for a protein of 413 amino acids. The transcript is spliced from 7 exons. Gene Ontology annotation, biological process: protein transport. The record is from RefSeq and is a predicted model, not a curated record. Gene Ontology annotation, cellular component: cytoplasm. Lineage: Eukaryota; Metazoa; Chordata; Actinopteri; Salmoniformes; Salmonidae.